GUUCCGUUUCUCUUUGACAUGAAAGUAAAUUAUAAAAUAAGGCAAGAGGUUCAAGUUGUUAAAUUUGAAAAAGUGGGAUCUUCAACAAAUAUAAAAAAAUUUAAUUUUUGUAAAUCAAAAUAUCAUAUAAAAGAAAAUAUUAUUAAUACAUAGAGCUAUAUAUUUUCAUUCAACAGUUAGAAAUGGCUUUAGAAUUAUUAGCCACUAAUAUAUUUGAUCACAGUUGGGUGUACAAGUGCCCAUCAAAUGAAUUUAAUAGUUAUUAUGAAGAUAAUUCUUAUAAAUCCAGUAUAAUUUUAUCUGAUACUACAAGAGAAAACUCUCCUGUUUUAUAUCAACCUGAAAUAACGAACGAUACUUCAGAGGAAGCUUCAUCAAAUAGUAAAUUGGAAGAUAAGAAUUCUUUUGAUGAUGAUUAUGUUAAUUUUCCAGUUUCAUAUUAUGUAACUUCAUAUGUCUUUGAUAUACCUAGUAUAAUGGUUGGUAAAAUGAUAGGUAAAGGUGGUAGAGUUAUUAAACUGAUCAAAAAAAUUUCCAAUGCACAAAUUUAUGUAACUUUACAUCCAUAUAAAGUUAAUUACAAUAUUGUUGUUAUUGAAGGAACUGAAUUUUGCAUACAUGUUGCACUUCAGAGAAUAAGGAGUAUAUAUCCAAUUUAUCAGUAUCCUUAUAUAACUUUAAUAAAUAUAAAUGAAGAAAUGAUGCAACAAUCACAGUAUUCUUUAUAUUAUCUUUUUCUUCCUGAACAAUGUUUGAUCAAUGUUAAAGUUAGUUGUGUCAUAUCAGCUGGUCACAUAUUCAUACAACAAAACAGACACCCACUGUUCAAAAAUUUGACUGCUUUGCAGGAAUCUAUGAAAAUAUACUAUUCUACUCAAAUAGCACUGCCAGCAUAUAUUGAUAAUUGCACCAGUCAUUCAUUUGCUAAUAAUCUUAUUCCUUCUCCUGUUUUAUCUGGAACCUUAUGUGCUGCUAAAGUCGAUGAUACAUGGUAUAGAUCUCAAAUAUUGGAGUAUUUGGAAGAAAAAGAUGAAUGUAUAGUCAAACUUUUAGAUUUUGGUGGUUACCAAAAGCUAUCACGCAAUGAACUUAGACAAAUAAGAAUGGAUUUUCUUUCUUUACCAGUGAUGGCUACAGAAUGUUACAUGUCCAAGAUCAUACCUAAACAAGGGGAGACAGUUUUUUCAAUCGAAGCUUGUUCUUAUUUACAAAACAUAAUUACUAAUCUUGACAUUAAAUCCCGUGAUUAUUUAACAACCUUCCCACAUGAUAGUAUAUCAAAUGUCGAUCAGACUUCCAUAAUGGUUAAGGUGGAUGGUUAUGCCCUUUGUGAUAGGCUUCCUUUCGUUUCUUUGUAUCAAUGUAAGGACACCACUUUUAAUCAUAUCGAAAAUAGUGAGCCAAGUAUAUACAAAGAUGUUAAUAUGGAGCUCAAUAUAACUACUAAAAAUGUUGAAUUAUCUUUGCCAGAGCAAAAUAUUUCCCAAAGAAUGUCAAUGCCAGCUGUCGAAGAUUUUACAUUCCCUAAUAAAAUGGAAAUGGAUAUGAUUUCUAUCAAUAAUUUAUUAUUUGAAAUGGAUUUGGUCAAAUGGACUGAAGACAUAAUAUUUUGAUAGCAUUUUCAAAUUAUGACGAAUAAUUUUUUUAUACCUGUCUGAAUAUUUGCAAUAUUUA
Messenger RNA from Gordionus sp. m RMFG-2023, 1674 nucleotides. Its product is annotated as KH domain-containing protein akap-1-like. Gene Ontology annotation, molecular function: RNA binding. The record is from RefSeq and is a predicted model, not a curated record. Bases 183 to 1613 code for a protein of 476 amino acids. The transcript is spliced from 9 exons. Lineage: Eukaryota; Metazoa; Nematomorpha; Gordioida; Chordodea; Parachordodidae.